UCAUCGCUUAAACAUCACCAACAACAACAACAAGAAUGCGGUCAGCAAAGGAGAAAGUGAAGGACAUGGCAAGCACCGCAAAAGAGAAGGUCACAGAGGGCACGGCCAAGACUCAAGAGAAAGCCGAGAAGGCCACGGCCCAUACCCACAAAGAGAGGGAGAUGGCCCACGAGAAGGAAAAGGCCCGAGAGGCCGAAGCCAAGGCCCAGCUCCACCUAGAGAAGGCGGAGCACCGGGCCGAUACCGCGGCACCCGGGCACGGAGUUGGCCGGGUCCCCCUCACGAAACAUGCUCACGGAACAGGGCCUACUGGCACUUACACGGCUCCCGGAGGGACUUACCCCACCGGCGAGAAGUAUCUUUAGGUUUUAAGGGUUUUAGUGAA
Messenger RNA from Asparagus officinalis (garden asparagus), 385 nucleotides. Its product is annotated as late embryogenesis abundant protein 18-like. Gene Ontology annotation, biological process: embryo development ending in seed dormancy. The coding region runs from base 36 to 365 and encodes 109 amino acids. The record is from RefSeq and is a predicted model, not a curated record. Lineage: Eukaryota; Viridiplantae; Streptophyta; Magnoliopsida; Asparagales; Asparagaceae. The transcript has a single exon.